AUACUUUUUAUAUUUCCCAACGAGCUGCCAACACUAUUAUAGCGGAUAUUACUCCUUACCGAAUUUCUCCCGAAGCAUUAGCUAUUAUAAACCAUUUUCUUGAUGAAUUCUUAUACUUACUUGUGGAUUCUUCUUGUUCUCUUUACUUGGAAAAUAUAAAAUUAGCCAUAUUUAAUGUAUUACCUACUCAUUUGGGUAAAAAUUCAAUUAAAGAAGCCGAUUUUGAAUUAAAAACAUUUUUAGAAAGUGGAAAUUUUGAUAAAACUUUAGAAAAAGCUGUUGAAUUAUCUGAUCCAUAUCCAGUACAAAGAGUUUUUGAACAAUUUCGUAUAAAAUGUAAAUAUUAUAGCACUUUAAGUGAACAAAAUUUUUCUAUUAAUGAUCGUGAUCCUAGCACAAUGCCUGGUUUGCAUAAUAGUGAUGGGAUCUAUAUUUCUCCAAGUUUGGCUAUUUAUAUGACUGCUGUAUUAGAAUAUGUUGGUGAACAUAUCUUAGUAUUAGUAGCUAAAGCUUUAAAACAACAAGGUGAUGUAACUGUAGCGAAAGCCAAUGAAGUUUAUUUGGCAUUGACUGAUAGUCAAGUUUUACCUGUAUUUCAACGUACUAGUCUAAAAGAAAAGGUGGAGGAGGCAUUGCCUACACUACCAAAAUCUCCGGAUUCGAAUAUUACAUUAUCACCAAUAUCACCUCAGACUCCUUUAUCAGCAAAUGUUACAGAUGGUAAUAUUACGUUUCGGUCACUAGAAGUGAUUUCACCUAGUGGUCCGAUUAAGGAUGGUGAUAUUAUAUCUCGAUUCGCGGAAACUAACUCACCUAGUAGUCCGACUAAAGUUGGUAAUACUACGUUUCGAUCACCGGAAGCUAUUUCACCUAGUAGUCCAACUAAAGACGAGGCUGUCUCAUCUAGUAGUCCAAAUAAACAAAGUUUUCAUAAUGGAGUGGGUGGAGGACUACGAAAAUUUUCUGUUGAUAGCGCUUUGUGGAAUAAUAGUCCUACAAAAAGAUCAUUUGGAAGGACAAGUUUAGAAUCUAAGAAUGUAGGAGUUCGCUCCCCGAAAAAUAAAUUUAGGGAACGUGAUAUUAGAAGUAUAUCUAGUUUGGAUGACAUAGACAAAGCAAUAAGCUUCGAACACCUAAUUUCCAACAACCAAAAUUUAACAUUGAAAGUCUCUUUGACUUCAAAUAGGAUGAAAACAAUUGAGACUCAAAAACAGGAGCCACGGAAAUUCGAACCUCGUGAACCAGUAACCCGCGAGCGAUUAAUUCCACCAACUAACUCUAAAUCACAAGAUAACGAAGAGGACGAUGAUAUUGACGAGUUUAUAGGCAUAAAGAAGAAGCCUAAAGAAAGUUUGUUUGAGUUUUUGCAAAAUACAGAUCCUGACAGUGUUUUAAAUCAACCAACGGGAAAACUUAAGAGGAAGGAUUCAAAAAUUGAACUUCUUCAAAAACGAUUAUUUUCCAAUAAAUCUGGUUCAUCUCUCGGGCGUUCUACGACUGGUCCGUCUUAUCAUCAUGGCAGGCCUCGUCAUAUUCCUCUUAUCCCUUCCGGAAGAUUGUCAACAUCGGAUAUCAGGUUAUCAUCAUCAUAUAAUACUAGUACUCUUUAUCACAGCAAAUCUUUGGAUCAAUUAAGUGCUCUUUAUAAAAGCGGAUCAAUAGCAAAUAAUAAUACUGAUAACCUUUAUAAUAGGCAAAAGCAGAGAUCUGACUCUGAUUCAUUAGAUUUCAACGAAGAUGAUUAUGAUAUUAUAAAUUAUGAAAAACCAUCUAAACGAUUUGAUACUCAAGAUUUGAUUGAUUUCUUAAACACAUCAUCACCGCCAAAUGAUACAUUUUCAGGAAAGAAAGAAAAGAUAUUUACAAAACUAUUAUCUAAAUUAAAAAUACCGACCAAAGGAAAAUAUAAUAUUGGUUUACAACAAUCUAGUAGUAAUAGCACGUUGAUUUAUAGACCUAAAUAUAUUCAUAUUCAAAUUCCUAAGACAUUACCCAAAGAAGGAACUCAAGAACAAAGUGAUAGUAAACAUAUUCAAGAAAAUCAAGUUAUUAAAUCGAAUGUUAAAUCGAAUCGAUUACCGAUUAGGUCAUCAUCGUUGAAAGCAAGAAAUGAUAUUAGUAAUAUUAAAAACAGAGAUGUUGAUGUUGUUAAAGAUAAAGUUAUUAUCGUUGACGAUAAAGAUGAUAGAGAUAUGGAUAGCAAGAAUAACAAUAAUGAUGACAAUGUGAAAGAAUUCGAACAACCUAAACAACAAACAAUUAAUCAUACUGAUAGUAAUAUUAAUAACAUUGAUGUUAUUAAUGAUAAAGUUAUUAUCGUUGAUGAUAAAGAUGAUAGAGAUGUGGACAGCAAGAAUAACAAUAAUGAUGACUAUGAGAAAGAAUCUGAACAAUCCAAGCAACAAACAAUUAAUCAUAUUGUUAGUAAUAUUAAUAACAGUGAUGCUUUUAAUGAUAAAGCCAUUAUCGUUGAUGAUAAAGAUGAUAAAGAUAUGGAUAGCAAGAAUAAUAAUAAUGAUGACGAUACGAAAGAAUCUGAACAGUCUAAACAACAAACAAUUAAUCAUAUUGCUGAUAAUUUCUUGCAAGAUAUAAUUUUCAUGGAGUCUGUGUUUGAAGAAUCCAACGAUGAAUCAGAACAAAAAUUAAUCCCUGGAUUUACUGAAUUAACUAAAGAUGAUAUGGAUGAAAUAUUGGUCGUAGAAUGGUUAUUAAUUGGUUCCGG
This is a messenger RNA of Dentiscutata heterogama, 2725 nucleotides long. The record is from the annotation of a GenBank genome assembly. Lineage: Eukaryota; Fungi; Glomeromycota; Glomeromycetes; Diversisporales; Gigasporaceae.